This is a messenger RNA of Striga hermonthica, 1122 nucleotides long. The record is from the annotation of a GenBank genome assembly. Lineage: Eukaryota; Viridiplantae; Streptophyta; Magnoliopsida; Lamiales; Orobanchaceae.
AUGGAUAGGCUGAGCAGCCUCCCGGACAAGAUCCUGCACCACCUCCUUUCUUUCCUCCCGACCAAAACCUCGGUCUCCACAAGCAUCCUCUCCAAGAGGUGGCACUCCCUGUGGCUCCACGUCCCCGCACUAGACUUUGACUCCCGUGACUACCUCCCCCACUCCCGCCCCAGCAUGGGCAGCUUCAUCACUGGGGCAUUCUUGCUCCGCGGGGCGCAGACCACAAAUAUGUUCCAUCUCCACUGUAACAGGGACGGUUUCGACGUUGUCAGCUACGACAUCGACAUGUGGGUGUCCGCCGUCACCCGGCUUGGCGUCCGCAAUCUUGACCUUCACCUCCACCACAACCUCUUGCUGCCCCACUCCCUCUUUACCUGCAAGACCCUCGUUCAACUCACCCUCAAGUGCUGCCGUGUGGGUGCUGGUGUUGGCCGCGCCACGUGUAAUCUCCCCUGCCUCAAGAAACUCCACCUCGAGUCCGUGGAGUAUCAGGUCAAGGAAGCAUUGCUUUCGCCUUUGGCCCCCGCCUGCCCGGUGCUCGAGGAGCUCACCGUAGUCGACUGCUUCUUUUUUUUGGACGAUGAUUACGACAUAUCCUCCCCAACAAUAAAGAGGCUCGCUCUCGGUUUUCGGUUUAAGAGGCGCGAAUUUCACAUCUCGAAAACGAUGGUCAGGAUAAAUGCUCCCGCACUCACAUAUUUGGAGGUGUACGACUGUCUGUACGAGCGGCUGCUGUUUUCCCCGCCACCCUCCUUGGUCAAGGCGCGUGUCCACAUACGUUACCGGUCAGCGGGAGUGUUGAAGUUUCUCCAUAGCCUCUGUUGUAAUGUUGAGUGCCUGGAAUUGCAAUUCGUAGAUAGUGAUUCAUCGAAAUUGUUGAUGGAGCCCAACCAAGUGUCUAAAUGCUUGUUAUCAUCAAACCUAACGAGUAUUGAAAUACAUCAAUUCGGGUGUACCAAGGGAGAGCUUGAGCAGGUAUGGUAUCUUUUGAGCAAUGCUAAAUGCCUCAAGAGGAUGGAAAUAUAUUGUUCCAAAACCGAGCCCCAGGUGAAAUCCGAUGCGCUAAACAUAAUUUCAUCUUUUCACCGAGUAUCUCAAGUGUGUCAGCUUCUCCUCCAUUGA